AUGCGUAUCCAGCGAUUCGACAUUCUCAAUCUGCCGCUCGUACCGCCUUCCGAGCGGCUCACUGUCAACCUGCUUGCCGACCCUGUGACGCCAGAACCUCGCUCCAUCGUCUCGAUCCCCGACUCUGCGCCUUCGCUCGUACGCAGGUCCCGCCCGGUUGGCCAAGGCUCUCAUUUCAGCUUCCUCUCCCCCCUGCCUCUUUCUUUUCCCUACGAUUUCCCACCCGAGCAGGAAGGCGAGCAGUCGUUAGGAGAGCGACACCAGAAAGAGCUCCAAGAGGAUGACCAGGACGAUGCACACCUCGCCGAGGGUCAGAAGAGGCAGAAAGUUGAACGAGCACACAAGAAACGCAUGCAGGAGGUCGAACAUAUGCUGCAGCGCUACGAGAUACAGCCUCCCGCGGUGGCAGCCGAUGCGCAAGCAUCUUCCGGUCUGACAGGCCAUGUACCGCCCCGCCGUCGCCACCAGCACUUCCCCUCAGCUCGCCUUCUUGGUCUAUCUUCGGCUGCCCUUCGCGACUGCUUGCCCCAUCUUGACGUUGGUGACUCCUUCGAGUGGAUUCAGAGUCACCACAAGCAAGCCGGUCCAAGCUCAUACAGCUCAGGUCCCUUUGCUGAUGCCAGCACUUCUGCUGCCCCAGAGGCUGCUGCCCGCAAGACACUCAGCGAUUUUGUUUCAGGCCGUCUCAUUGGUGCUCGUAUUGCCGCCAGCCCUGAAGAGCUCGAAAAGGACGACCGCGCUGGGUACGGUACAAAAUACAUGCGAAUUCGUGAGAAGGUCAUCAAGGGCGAACAACAGGAAGAGCCAUCCGAGGAUCGAGUCCUGCGUCGUCUCGACGAGCUCGAGCAGAAGCGCGCUGCCGCCGACACUUCCGACUAUGCUCCGUGGUCCUUGUGCUAUGCCGGUCACCAGUUCGGCGUCUGGGCAGGACAGCUCGGCGACGGCCGAGCGUUCACGUUGAUGGAAACAAAGAACCCAGAAACAAAUGAGCGCUGGGAGAUUCAGCUCAAAGGUGCCGGUCGCACACCCUACUCGCGCUUCGCCGACGGUCUCGCCACACUCUCGAGCAGUGUACGCGAGUACCUCUGCAGUGAAGCCAUGGGCGCCCUCGGCAUUCCCACCAGUCGUGCUCUUGCUGUCGUCGCUCUCCCCGAACUGCACGUCGUCCGCGAACGUCUCAACACGGCCGCUAUCACCACGCGUCUCUGUCCAUCCUGGCUGCGCAUCGGCUCGUUCCAGAUUCAUAGUUCACGCAACGAAUGGGAGUCGGUCCGCAUCCUUGGCGAGUAUGUGGCGCACGACCUCUUCGGCUUCGACGACGUUGUCAAGGGCGGAAAUGUUGGGGACGAGUCGCGGCGACCGGCCUGGGUACGACGAAUGGUGGAGCAGGUGGCCACGCGAAACGCAAAGACCAUCGGUCUGUGGCAAGUGUACGGUUUCAUGCACGGUGUGAUGAACACGGACAACAUCGCACUCACUGGCCACACUAUCGACUAUGGUCCGUAUGCAUUUAUGGAUCUCUACGACGAGGGGCAGAUCUGCAACCACUCAGACGGCGAAGGAAGGUAUGCGUAUCGGCUCCAGCCCACCAUGGGUGUUUUUGCCAUCCGAGAGCUGUUGAACGCCGUAGCGCCGUUGGUUGGCUUCGAGAUCGAGCACAACCGUGCCCCUGCACCAGGCGAGCUGCUUGCAGCGACGGAUGCGCAAAUUGACGAGUGGCGCGAAUCGUGCUCGGACGAAUACUCGGAAGAGCUCGAGCAUGUCUUUACGAGUACGCUGCUCGAGCAGUGGAAGCAGGCGUACCGUGCACGCUUGGGUUUGAAGACGGCAGAAGCUGAUGACAAGAGCGCUCUGAUCGACCCGCUUUCCGAAGUGCUGUCCGAGCUCGACUUUUCCACUACGCUUCGCCGGCUGUGUCAGCUUCCCGCUCUCCUCAAAGCGCGCGGUGCCUCGGUCGAGGAGGAAGACGAGCUCAAGGAUGUCGUUAACGCUUUUAUUGCCGGAGAUGCGGCUACGGGCUUGCAACCUUGGUACGACGUCUCGGUACUGCCGGAGUACCUUCGUUCGCACAAGGAGACGCAGGCGCGUGUGUGGCUGCUUUCAUUCGCCCGUCGUUUGCUCAAGGAAGGCAGGGAUGGCGACGAGGUGACUGCAGAGAUGAAGGGAAAGAACCCGCGCUUCGUGCUGCGUAACUGGGUCACCAACGAAGUGGCCAAGCGUCUCGAGGAGGAGAACGACACCGAUGUCCUGGCCAAGGUGCUCGAGAUGGCGACGAGGCCGUUUGAAGAUUGGGGUCUGCCGGCGCAAGGAAAGUCGGCCGAAGAGGUUGCUGAAGAAGCUCGUCUGUGCUCGCUGGGCAGACCGUUGACGGGCAACCUUCCAUCGUGCUCUUCCUAA
This is a messenger RNA of Sporisorium graminicola, 2397 nucleotides long. RefSeq lists its product as uncharacterized. The transcript has 3 exons. The record is from RefSeq and is a predicted model, not a curated record. The coding region runs from base 1 to 2397 and encodes 798 amino acids. NCBI's taxonomy places the organism in Eukaryota, Fungi, Basidiomycota, Ustilaginomycetes, Ustilaginales, Ustilaginaceae.